AUGUUGACUACCACCCGAAACGAACGAAUCGACAAUUACAGCCCAACAGACGAUCCGCAGAUAGCCAGAAAGAUAUACACCGAAUGCCACUACGUCGGAGCUGUCGAUCAACGUAUCUCACGCUACGAUCGGGUCAAACCAGCCGAAACGGCACGCGGAAAAAGAGGCAACGUUUAUGGCUUCCCGAUGAACUUCUCCUAUGCGGAAAUCCCAGUCAUUUUGGAACGUGUGAAAGCGAAAGGAAUUCACGAACUUCUCGGCCCGGAUUAUGAUCUGGAUUUCGGCGAUUCUACCAGUCUGUUUCGUGCAUCUCGAAGUUUGGGUGACAGCCAGACAACCCUGCGCGACUCUUCUCUCAGUAGAUCGAUGCUCUCCUCUUCGGUCAAUUUGCAGUUCGCAUUGGCAGUGUAUGUGAAAGCAUACAGUGGACCAGUAUUGUCAAUAUGGGUCUAUCUGGCCGCGUUAUGGCGACGCCCUAAUACGUGA
Molecule: messenger RNA, 486 nt
Organism: Echinostoma caproni
Lineage: Eukaryota; Metazoa; Platyhelminthes; Trematoda; Plagiorchiida; Echinostomatidae
Source: the annotation of a GenBank genome assembly